AUGUUUCUUCCUCCAGAGCCAAACACAAAAGAGAGGAAGAAGUUUGAUCUUGAAAGUUUAAGGGUGUAUUACUUGAUAUGUGAGGAUCUUGGGAUAGCUGAGGAAGAGUGUAUAAAGAAGUCUUUCUAUCAUCUGAUGGCAUGGGCAGGGCAAGACAAAUUCAACGGAGAAGUAAGGCUCCUCAGGGAUUACAUCAUGAAUGUCAGGAAUGAAAAGGGUCAUGAUGAUCCAGAAGCAAAGGAUACACUAAGAAUAUCAUAA
This is a messenger RNA of Ordospora pajunii, 261 nucleotides long. RefSeq lists its product as uncharacterized. The transcript has a single exon. The record is from RefSeq and is a predicted model, not a curated record. Lineage: Eukaryota; Fungi; Microsporidia; Ordosporidae. The coding region runs from base 1 to 261 and encodes 86 amino acids.